AGAUAUCUUGAUGUCUUCAUGUGAUCAGCCUGCGCCCUCUCUCCUCCUCUUCCUUCCUGUGCCUUGGGGAACUUGCAGAUGUUCAUAAAGAGCAGUACAUUUCCUUACUACGCUUCAGCCUUCUGCCGGCGCGUGGAAACACUUCUGCAACCCUGCAUUCUUAAAACGUCUCACCAAGUUCCAGGCUGUUUUUGCCAGAAAGUUUGCAAAGUGACGAGAAGUGCCAGGCCGGGCUCAGGAUGUGUCAGACAGCAGCAGGACCACCAAUCAUAUUCUACACCCACAGGGACAAUUCACAGCUCCUAUGAAAACAUACAAACCACUGAACCCUGAGGGACAGGACAUGUGAAUGACCUUGUGGAGCGCAAACCAUUCACUAACAAGCAUUGGCCAAUAAAUGCCUUCUCUAUGGACCUCUCAGCGACGGAGGCAGAUAUGGUUUUUCAAAAGGUUCAAGCGAUUCUUCGAGGCCUUGAUAUUCAACAUCCAACACAGCAAUCUGACCCAGGUAUGCUGAGAUGGACCCUGCACAAGAGCUUGGAUCGCAACCCAAACAGUGGGAAUAUUAUGGUUGGAGUUCUCAUUAAAGAGUUGGAGAAGGCAGAACAAGAAGACAACCUGCAUUAUAUCAUCCCUUUACUGCACACGCUUAUGUACGCCAUCACAAAGGCUGCAUAUAUCUCUGAUGAAUUGUAUGAACGAGUUUACGUCUUCUGCAAAAAGAUACUUACUCUACCAAAGCCAUACUGUACGAUUGGUCUGGACUAUGCGCGAAGACUAAAGACCGAGAAGAAAGUUCCAGGUUUUUCAUAUCAAAAGAUGGUGGUGUGGGAGCAAAACCUUAAGAGGAAUCUCAAUCAUCACCAAGACAAGGUGCUACUGUUUUUGGAUCCGGCGCUGGUUUCGGAGGCUGUAUGUAAUACACUUCUCCGCGAGACUCAAGCCAGUCAGAUGUCUCACUCACCUGUGUCCUGUAUGAUGUAUGUCAUUACCAACUGUAUUCAGGCCUCACUUGGCAAAGACUGCAACAUAGAAUUGCUGCAACAGGUGCUGAAGGAUAAAUCUACUGAAGAGGUGGAAAUUUGGUUUCAAGAGGUUCUAUUGGUGAUGGAGCGCGGCGAGCAGGAAAACGCCGGCACCAGGCAGAGACACAAUGAACGGCUGCAGGAAAUCUAUAAGAAAGUCAUUUCAUCUGAAGAAGAAUCAGGAAUGUCAAAACUUCAGAGAAUCCCGCUGCCCAGCCCAAAAUUCAGCGUUCAUCUCUGGACUGACGACGAUCAACUAUGGAAAGAGCUGAUGCUGUUCAUGAGGGAGACCCUGACCACAGAUGCAGAGACAGAAUAUGUCAAGGAGCCAGAACUCUCCUUGGACCCAGAGGGCAACGAGCAGCACCGCAUCUCUGUGUGGUCUAAUGACAGUGGGAUAGAGAGAGACUUGCCUGGGACAGAAGAGAAAGAAUCAAGCAAGUUAUAUAGGAAACCAUGCAUUAAGAAGAAAGGCGCAGACGUGGACUCUGCUGUUUUUCUUCAAAACCUCACCAAGGCACCCAAGGGAAGCCAGACAGCGACACUACAGAGGCUCUCAGGACAGAGUACAGAGGUCCCAACUGGACCGGAUAAGCUUCCCACUGCUCGAGUGGUGGUCCUAGGAGAUGACAGAGCCCUGGGCAGAUUGGCUAAAGCAUAUUACUCCUUCAGGAAGAGAGAAGCCAGGAGGCCACAUCGGACCCUGAAGGCCAAUCUUCAAUUUUAUUGCAUUCCUAUCCAAGGAGAAAGAAGCGAUACCUCAGCUCACAUGGAGGAGUCGGCCGCCAUGAGCGACAUGUGUGAGCUUAGCACAUAUCUGGGCCAGGUGGAUCCGUGGUAUGACAAAAACAUUAACACCCUCUACGACAGAAUUACCAAACUUGCACUUAUGCCAGCCUGUCCAUCCAGAGACUCCACUUCUGACCCUUUCAUCCUGGAUGUGGCCUCCUACUAUCUACGCUUUGGAUUACAACCAGUGUUCUUUCAGAUUUACUCUGUCAAGAUCCAAUUCAGAGAUUUAUCUCUAGAGCCAGUGGAAGAUGUGUUUCUCAGCGAGCUUAAAAUCGACCUGCAAGAUUGUACGUUUACAAAAUUAAACACAAUAACCAGAAAGAAGACGGUGGUGGAUUCUCGAGGUGCAGGGAUCCAGGUGCAUUAUCAAAAGGUUUUAGCCAGCAAUAGAGAGAAAGAAGGAUGCCUGGUGCUAAAAACAUCUGGGGCAAUUAUUAAAACAAUACCAAGCAACGAGACAGAUGAUUUUGUGUGUCUGAAUGUCUACAUUGAUGAAACAGGGAAAUCAUCAUCAUCCGGGCGGUCUGCAUUGUGUCAACUUAAUGGAUUGAAGGCAUCGAGUAUCCAAAUGAGAAGCCUGGAUCUCAGGACACUGAGUCUACAAUUGGACAAAGACAGUCGAAGGGUAUACAAUAAUGUGUCUAGCUUUGAGGUCUCCCCCUGCCAGGAGCCUGGGUACAGCCUACAGAGACUGCGGACAUCACGUGCUCAUGGGGACGGUAAAGAAGACUGCGGUCUGAGCAGAUACAUGACCAAAUCGCUCCUGCUUCCCAUCAACACGUUUGCAGGAAUCAUUCAGUGACUGCUUGGACUCCUGGUCCUGUAUGAACUGCCCCACUGCGCAUAUAUAGCAACCGACACACUACUGCUUUGUGGAGCGGUGGUUUUAAGAUUGCAGCUGUGGCAAAUCUAUACUGUACACUGGAAAGAAACUCACAUUAACAAUCCAUAUACCUACUGUAAGUCCGGCACCUUGGGAAGGAGGCAGAAGUGAAGACCCGUGUGUUGCUUAUACCGCCUGGACAUAGAACUGAAUCUUUUUUUUUUUUUUUUUUUGGGAUGAUCAGGAUGAAUUCUGCUGUUUAUAAGGGAGAAGACAAAUAUAUGUAUUUAUUGAAAUUGCUUCCACAAAUAAACUUGUUAC
Bufo bufo (common toad) is the source of this 2961-nucleotide messenger RNA. RefSeq names its product phosphoinositide-3-kinase regulatory subunit 6 (gene PIK3R6). The coding region runs from base 409 to 2619 and encodes 736 amino acids. Gene Ontology annotation, molecular function: 1-phosphatidylinositol-3-kinase regulator activity. The record is from RefSeq and is a predicted model, not a curated record. Gene Ontology annotation, cellular component: phosphatidylinositol 3-kinase complex, class IB. Gene Ontology annotation, biological process: positive regulation of MAP kinase activity; G protein-coupled receptor signaling pathway. NCBI's taxonomy places the organism in Eukaryota, Metazoa, Chordata, Amphibia, Anura, Bufonidae. The transcript is spliced from 21 exons.